Molecule: messenger RNA, 720 nt
Organism: Haliotis rubra (blacklip abalone)
Lineage: Eukaryota; Metazoa; Mollusca; Gastropoda; Lepetellida; Haliotidae
Exons: 2
Coding region: 2-646 (214 amino acids)
Source: RefSeq, a predicted model, not a curated record
UAUGACUCCGACACAUCCAGCAAGCCCAGCAUACAGUAGCCAUACAGCUCUCUUCACGGGACACAGGCAGUCAGAUAGCCAGUAUAUACAAGACUCACAAAACCCACAAAAGACUCACAGCUGGGGAAUGACCUCUUCUCCCAUGCCUGUUUGGUAUCUGCUAGCCCUCGCCCUGUCGUCUGUUGUCUACGUCACUCAGUCACUUCCAGUACAAGACGUUAAAGACUUGAAUGACGUCAUCAUCAAUCAAGAUGACAACACCUGUAAAGCCGACUUUGUUGAAAAAUUCGUCAGGUUAAUGUCUGGACCACUUGGCACUGAAGCAGAUGCCCUUUUAGCAUCAGUGAUGAAACUUUUGUCGAAGAAUGACCGUGUUAAUUUUGCAGGAACGGCUGUGUCUCAAAACAGUCUACCCAAACUCACAGAUGGGAAACCUAGUUUUUCUCAGAAACGUUUGAAGCCUGAUUUCAAUCCGACCGGUUGGCGACGGAAGCGUGACGUUGGAAGAAGGAUGAAAAUACGACGGGCACUGCAGGGCUUAUAUGACAUGCUAGAGAGCAGUGAUGUGGUCAAUAUAGCGAGUCAGUCAUGGCUGAAGAGAGACAGGUCACAGGAUAGAGCCAUGUUCAAUCCUACAGGCUGGUGACAGCCAUAUUCUCUCAAUACUUUGUCCGCUGGUGCGUUCAUUGAUAUAUGGUAAUAAAGGAUGCAAGGAUGCAA